GGCCUUCCAUAGCAGCAGAGCGACUCCACCCGAAAAAUAAUCAAACAACCGAAAUAUGUUUCAUUAUCUUCGUAUGAUAAACAUCGCGGAGGAUGAAUGACUCGGCGGGGAAUCGUUAAAGAGUGUUGUCAUGCCCGGUGACGUCUCAGUGCUGGAGGUGGUGACGGUGGUCGGAAGGGCGGUGUGCGCAGGCGCGGCGCUGACAGCCGCACUCUACCUUAUCCGCAGAGUGUGUUUAAUAAUGGCCUGGAAAUCCGGAGGAGCGAGCCACGCGGAGCUCGUCAACAACCUCCGCAAGAAUGGCAUCAUUAAAUCCGACCGUGUCUAUGAAGUUAUGUUGGCCACAGACCGUGCCCAUUACUCAAGAUGUAAUCCGUACAUGGACUCGCCACAAUCUAUAGGUUACCAAGCAACAAUCAGCGCACCACAUAUGCAUGCGUACGCUCUGGAGCUUCUACACGAUCAUCUGUAUGAAGGAGCGAAGGCUUUGGAUGUGGGAUCAGGCUCUGGCAUCCUGUCUGCUUGCUUCGCCAGGAUGGUUGGGCCGAAAGGGAAGGUUAUUGGCAUAGAUCAUAUACAGGAGCUGGUGGACGACUCCGUAACUAAUGUAAAGAAAGAUGACCCCAGUUUGAUCUCCUCUGGGAGAAUCAAACUCAUCGUUGGAGACGGACGAAUGGGUUUUACAGAGGAAGCGCCUUUUGACGCCAUACAUGUUGGAGCCGCCGCUCCCAAUGUGCCACAAGCAUUGUUGGACCAACUGAAACCCGGCGGGCGUCUGAUUCUGCCGGUGGGUCCAGCGGGGGGGAACCAGAUGCUGGAGCAGUAUGACAAACUGGAGGAUGGCAGUACCAAAAUGAAGCCGCUGAUGGGCGUGAUUUACGUGCCUUUAACAGACAAAGACAAGCAGUGGUCAAGGUGGAAGUGACUUCUGUCCUCUGUCCCUCUCUCUUCUAGGGCACAGGGAUGAACUAUGAAAGGAUGAUCAAUGCCGACAGUACUCAUCACACCACGUGCACACAAACACACACAGACAACCAUCUGGACUUCACUGAGGGAAGCCUGUACAAACGCUCUGUUUCAUACCCGUGACAGUCGGACUGUUGUGAGAGAUGGAUGUCCUCAACAGAUUCUUUAAUCUAGAAGAAGUGGAAUAGGGCUUUGUGCUGGGAUUGACACGCCUGCGGUUUGAGGAUUGCGUGAUGCAUUUGUUGUUGUUUUUUUAUUUUGUUGGCGCGCAGAUGCACAUUUUUUGUGUUGAUUUCAGUAUUACGUCAAUUGAAUAGUUUCUUCGUGCAUCUCAGCUUAUUGUAAACGGAAUACGGCGGUUGGCUGUUGUGCUGAAUCCAGCCUGUUAUUAAAGCAUCAUUUACUGGUUUAUAAUGUGAAGGGAUCUCUUUGCUCUACAGAUCCAUAUUUAUAGUCGUGGCUUGUGUGUUCAGAUGCCCAGGGAAAAUAAACCAGACUUAGAAAUUCCAGAUUAAAGCAAUUAGGCUCAAUGCAAAACAAACCCCUCAUCAAAUUCCUAUAACACAAAGCAUCUUACUGAUGAAUAAUGUACGGUCUGUCCUUUCUGCAAAAUUAACCUUGAUGGGAUCAUCAUCAUUUAUCAAAAAUGAUCCGUUGUACAUUAUUCUGAGAAACAUUGAAAUAUUGCCCUUCGUUUAUUAUGUCAAAAAAUACUUCAAUAAAAUAAAUACAUUUGUUUUAGCUGGCCACAGCAAUCUGAUAUUUACACUAAUAUUUAGAUUUCAUAUUGUUUAAAUAUUCAGAAUACAGAGUACUUCCAGUAAGUUAUAUGGAUCAUUCGCCUUAUUUUAGGCUGUUUACAGCUGCCGGGCAAUGCAGCGAUGUAGUGCAUUAAUAUCGAAUGUGCGUGUUUAUCAGUUUAUCAUAACGGCACCAGAUGCAGCUCAUCCGAUCAGAAAAAAAACUCCAAUCUAUAUACUCCACCGUACCGUUUCCAUCAUCCUCGUGUUGUUCCAGCCCUGCAUUGUUUUCUUUAACCCUCAAAAGAUGAUCAGGAAUGUCAGAGCGGUUGUUUUUCAUAAAAUGAAAGCGAAUGAGGAUUUAUACAGCUGAGCUUUAAAACAACUAAAGUGUUACGUUCAGAACUGACACUUGAUGCAUGAAGACACCUGAUUUUAGAGUUAUCUUUUUUCUAGCUUUAUAAAAAUGUGACUACAAUUGAGAUUAUCAGUGAAUUAUGAUUUUAGUUUUAACUUUCAUCGUAUGGCUUAGGAAGACUUAUAUAAAAGUGCACAUAAGUUAAGGGCUACUUUCAUGGGGCUGUUUUGUCAUUAUUUGAGCUUGUCAGUACAAAUCAUCAUGUAAUUUCUUUGUAAAGGAGAAGCUCUGACGUUGUACCUCUUUUGUGGAAAGAAAAUAAUACAGGUUUUGAACGAUGAGAGAAGUUCUUUUUGUGUGUCAAUUGUGCAUUGCAGCAGCAAGUAUAGCAAAGCUCUUGUGAAAUGUUUCACUUCACUGCAGAUCUCAGAUCAGAAGCUUUUCACAGUAUCUAUCUCUCGCACUCAGCAGAAGAUGUGCCGUCUCAUUCAGAUCCCCACAAGCGCAGUGGAGGAAGCUACACACUUCAGUGCUUAUUUUGAUUGUCAGUGGUUUUCAAUGCCAAUACUCUGCAUGUUUGUGUGACUCCUGCACACGCACAAACAGCUCUGAACAAAUAAACAUACUGCUAAACAAACUUUUUAUCCACUUGCCUUUUCUGUUUGGGAUCAAAAUAUUGUGCACAUAAGUUAAGGGCUAAUUUCAUGGAGCUGUUUUGUCAUUAUUUGAGCUUGUCAGUACAAAUUAUCAUGUAAUUUCUUUGUAAAAGAGAAGCUCAGCAUCUAACAUUUUUUUAAAGAAUAGAUUCUGUUGAUGCCGUGUUGAAGGGAUUGUUUACCCACAUAUGAAAAUUCUGUCAUCAUGUCAUUCAACAUCAGUGGAACGCAAAAGUAGAUACUUGGAGAAAUGUCUCAUACAAUAGAAAUUGAUGAGGUCCAAUGUUGUUGCAUUUUUUAUUUUAUGCUAUUUAUUAUACCAUUCUUUCUGUUAUCCUUUCAUAUUUUAGUUGUUAUUAGUUAGCGGAGACAUAUUUA
Molecule: messenger RNA, 3098 nt
Organism: Triplophysa rosa
Lineage: Eukaryota; Metazoa; Chordata; Actinopteri; Cypriniformes; Nemacheilidae
Gene: pcmt1
Product: protein-L-isoaspartate (D-aspartate) O-methyltransferase
Exons: 8
Coding region: 131-925 (264 amino acids)
Biological process (GO): protein modification process
Cellular component (GO): cytoplasm
Molecular function (GO): protein-L-isoaspartate (D-aspartate) O-methyltransferase activity
Source: RefSeq, a predicted model, not a curated record